AUGUAUAUUGAAGAGAUUAUAUUAGAUGGUUUUAAGUCCUAUCAGAGAAGGACUGUAGUUGGGAAGUUUCAUCCUUGCUUCAAUGCAAUAACAGGUCUUAAUGGAAGUGGAAAGUCCAAUAUCCUAGAUUCUAUUUGUUUCGUGCUAGGAAUAACAAAUCUAUCUCAGAUACGUAUUAAUAAACUUGAAGAACUUGUAUAUAAGGCUGGUCAGGCUGGAAUCAACAAGGCAUCUGUCUCAAUUGUAUUUAACAAUAAUAACAAAAGUAACUCUUCACCUCUUUAUAAGGACUAUGAAAAAAUAACUGUUACAAGACAAAUUGCUACAGGAGGAAGAAAUAGGUAUCUUAUUAAUGGAUUAGUUGUAAAGCCAUCUGAUGUUACUAAUUUUUUCCAUUCAGUUCAAUUAAAUGUAAAUAGUUCACACUUUCUCAUAAUGCAAGGACGGAUUACGAAGGUUAUUAAUAUGAAACCUAAGGAGUUACUUUCAAUGAUUGAAGAGGCUGCUGGUACAAGAAUGUAUGAAGCAAAGCGACUGCAAAGCUUGAAAUUAAUUGAGAAAAAAGAUAGUAAACUAGCAGAAAUAAGUCACUUACUGGAAGAUGAUAUAAUACCAAAACUGGAGAGGUUAAAAAAGGAAAAGGCUGAUUAUUUAAAAUGGACAAAUAUAAAUGAAGAAAUAGAAAUGUAUGAGCGUAUAUUAAAGUUACAUAAAUACCUUCAAAUAUGUAAGGAAGUUGAGGAAAGUGAAGUUAAGGUUAUUGAGAUACGGGUACAAAAGGAGAGUUGUGAACAAGAAAUAAACAUGCUGAUUGAUAGAAUAAACCAAUUAGAAAAGGUUGUGCAUGAAGAAGAAAAUAAAAUUGCUUUGGAGUGGUCAAAGCCACUAAAGGAAUGUAGGGAUAAGAUAUCUGAAGCCGAAUCUAAUGUUAGUAAGACCCAACUACAACUUAACGAGAUAAUGACUGAUUUAGGUGAAGAAGAAGCAAAUUUAAAGGAUAUGUUGGUCCAAAAAGCAGAACUUGAAAAUAAAGUGCAGAGUUCUGCACAACAAUGUGGUAGGUCUCAGUCUGGCAGUUUUGAAGAUGUUGACAAUGAAUUAAAUAAUUUAAAGGUGAAGUUAUCAAAUGCAAAACGCAAGCUGCAAGCUUUACAGACUGGCUGUGACAUGAGUUUAGAUUAUAAAGAACAAAAAUCAUUAAGGCAAGCUCUAUUCGAUGUUCAAAAGGAACUUUCUGAUAUAAAAGUAAAGGAAAAUAAAUUUACACUACUUAUUAUAGAGAAUGAAAAGUCCUUGUCAUCACUCAAACUGAAGAUUGCAAAAAGGACUAAUAAUGGUAAGUCUUCGGUAGAUAAACUUCGAGAUGAAUACAAGGAAUUACAAAAUUCAAUUUAUAAGUUUGAAGGUGAUUUAUUGGAAUUAAAAAAAGAUGCAGAAUUGUAUGAGAAGUUGAGUCUAGAUAAAAAAAAACUUGAAAUUGAAAAUGACUCCCUUGAACAGCAAUUACAACCUUUGGAGAUGUUUAUUAGGUCAUUUCAGUGUAUUUACAACGCCGAAAGUAAUCCCAAACUAGCAGUUCAAGCACAUGCUAAUAGUAUAGAGUCCUUAUUAGAUCCAUCUAUAAAACCUACAAAAACGAGUGUGAAGGGGUGUGUAUUUGAAUUAUUAAAGCUAAGAGAUCAAAAGUAUGCUACUGCUUUAGAAGUAGCAGCUGGGGGAAGGCUAUAUAAUAUGAUUGUUGAAACAAGUGAAGAUGGAAAACAACUAUUGAAUAGUGGUUUUCUUAAAAAAAGAACAACAUUGAUACCUUUAGACAAGAUCAUUGAUCCAUCAAUAUCUAAGAAAACCAUAGAUGAAGCAAGGAAACUGGCGCAGUGUACUGAUGACAACGAUCUUAGAGUUAUAAGUUCUUUAGAUAUUCUGGAGUAUGACGCAGAAUAUUCAGCAGCAAUUAAAUACUGCUUUGGGCAUACUUUGAUAUGUGAAGAUGAACAACUUGCAAAAUUAAUUACGUUUCACCCAAAUAUAAGUGUCAGAACAGUUACUAUGAAAGGUGAUAUAUAUGAUCCAAGUGGUACUCUAUCAGGGGGAACAGUGUCACAAUCUCAAAGAAGCAUCUUGAUAUCAUUUCAGAAGUAUAUUGAAUUAAAGAUACAACUAGUCAAGAAUAAUUUUUCAAUAAAUGAUAUUAAGAAAAAGUUGAGUACAAAUUUAGGUAAAUCUGCAGAUUCAUACAGACACUGUCAGAGACAGCUGGAUAUUAAUAAACACCAAUUGGCACUAUUAGAGGAGAAGCUGUCGAAAUAUAAGGAAGAGUCUUUUGAAGAAAUGAUUGAUGAGUUAAUAAGGCAGAAAGAUGAUUAUCAUAAAGAAAUAGCGAAGUUAAAGGAGAAUCAGAGUACCUUACAAAAAGAUGCAGAGCGACUAGAGAAUGAGAUAAAUGUGUUUGAAACAACUAGGGAAGUACGCGAAAAUAGUCUGGAAAAGGAUAUUGAGAAAUACAAAGAAGAUAUCAAGUCAUUAUCAGCUGUUCAUGAAAAAUUGAAGAAUGAAACAUCAUCAUCACGUAUAGAACUUGAAGCAGCUAAGGCAGAAAUAAAGCUUAUCAAUUCUACAGUUGAAAUGAAAGAAAUUAGUGUAGCUAAAUUAAAAGAAAAGACUUUAGAAUAUGAAAAAAUAUUGGAGUCUUACAAAGUAGAUCUUAAAGAAAAAGAAAAGGUUUUGAAGUCUUUACAAAAUGAAAUGGAGUCGAGUAGUAGUUGUAUAAGGGAUACUAAGAAUGAGAUUAAAAGAGUAAAUAAGUUGAUAUUAAGGAAGGAAGUGGAUCUGAAGAAGAUUAGCCAUGAUUUUAUGUCAAUUAAUGAUAAAUAUUCUCAUAAAUUGAAAGUUAAGGAUUCCUUAAUUAAGAAGCAUGAGUGGCUCCGAAAUGGAGUAGAAGACUUAUACAAUCUUGAGAAGUAUCCCUAUAAUUUGUGUAUUCAGAAAUUAGAAGAACUAGAUAAACUCCAAAAUACUUUAUCACAAAAUAUUAAUAGGCGUAUUUUAAACUUGUAUGAAAGAGCUAAUUCAGAAUGUACAGAAUUAAUUAAUAAGAGAGAUAUUGUAAUGAAGGACAAGGAGAAGAUUGCAGAUGUAAUCAGUGAUCUUGAUCUUAAGAAAAGACAGGCUAUGGAAAAUACAUGGAGAACUGUGAAUACUUCUUUUGGAUCGAUAUUUUCAACAUUGUUACCAAAUGCAAAUGCCGAACUAAUUGCAGUAAUAAACCCAGAGACAAAUAAAGAAGACUUUUAUGAGGGACUUGAAUUUAGAGUUAGCCUUGGUGGGAUCUGGAAAAAAAGUUUGAGUGAAUUAAGUGGUGGUCAGAGGUCAUUACUAGCAUUAUCAUUAAUAUUAGCCAUGUUAAGAUUUAAACCAGCACCUGUUUAUAUUCUUGAUGAAAUUGAUUCUGCACUAGAUUUAGGACAUACGCAAAAUAUUGGUUAUAUGAUUAAAGAACACUUCCCUAAUUCUCAAUUCAUUAUUGUAUCUCUUAAAGAGGGAAUGUUCAAUAAGGCAAAUGUCUUAUUCAGGACUGAAUUAGUUCAUGGAGUGUCCUCAAUACAUAGAUUCGAGAAUUGGGAUGGAAAUGAAGAUGAGAAUCAGCCCCCCGAAAAGUUGCAUAAAAGAACUACUAAGGAGAAAGAGCUUAGAAAUUAG
This is a messenger RNA of Cryptosporidium muris RN66, 3696 nucleotides long. Its product is annotated as structural maintenance of chromosomes protein, putative. Gene Ontology annotation, biological process: chromosome organization. The record is from RefSeq and is a predicted model, not a curated record. The coding region runs from base 1 to 3696 and encodes 1231 amino acids. Gene Ontology annotation, molecular function: protein binding; ATP binding; ATP hydrolysis activity. Gene Ontology annotation, cellular component: chromosome. The transcript has a single exon. Lineage: Eukaryota; Apicomplexa; Conoidasida; Eucoccidiorida; Cryptosporidiidae.